AGAUAAGUUUGUUUUUCUUAGAGGAUAACAUGACUUCUCUGGUGAUCCAACAAAAUAUUAACGAUGAAUUUGAGGAAAUCAAUAGAUCUGCAACACUCUAUUUAGAACUUCCUGAAGGAUUAAAACAAACGCAAAUUCGUGCAAAUAUUUUUGGUGCAACUAAAAGUAUUAGUGGAGAGAUUGUUUUUCAGACAGGAAUGUGUGGUUAUAUUGAGGCUUUAACUGACCCCAGUUAUGCGCAGCAACUUUUGGUUCUUACCUAUCCUCUGAUUGGAAAUUAUGGCGUCCCAAAAUUUGGCAAAUCGGAUCCUAAAUGGCCUGAGCUUCUUACAGGUGGAUUUGAAUCAGAUAGGAUUUGGCCUGCUGCUCUGAUAGUCGACAGAAUUUGUGAAGAGGGCGAGUAUAGUCAUUAUGAAGCUGCCACUUCUCUUUCUCAAUGGCUUUGUGAUCAAGGUGUUACGGGUCUGUGCGGGAUUGAUACUCGGAUGCUUACAAAAAUUAUUCGCACUUACGGAACGUUGAGAGCUAAGAUUGUAGUUGAUUCAGAUCAGCAAGAUGAUAUUCAAUUUGUCAACAUUAAUGAACAAAAUUUAGUUGCAUCUUCUCCAAAAUUGUUCGGCAAUGAAUCAGAUACUUCGCUAUUUAAUGUUUUGGCUAUUGAUUGUGGCAUAAAAUUUAAUCAAAUCCAUUAUGAUGGCCUCUUCAUUUCUAAUGGGCCCGGAGAUCCUGCAAAAUGUACCUCGUUAAUUAAUCGAAUUGCGUCACUUUUAUCUUCCGGAACAAAUGUACCUAUUUUCGGUAUUUGUUUGGGACAUCAAUUGUUGGCUUCUGCUGCUGGUGCAAAAACUUACAAAAUGAGAUUUGGCAAUCGAGGUCAUAAUUUACCUGCUUUACAUGCUUCUUCUGGGCGGUGUUUUAUUACUGCUCAAAAUCACGGAUUUGCUGUUGAUCGUAAUUCACUACCUAAAAAUUGGAAUGAACUAUUUAUAAAUGCAAAUGACAGGUCAAACGAGGGAAUGAUUCAUGAGAGCAAACCUUAUUUUAGUGUUCAAUUUCAUCCUGAACAUUGUGCUGGGCCAGACGAUACGGAGUGGCUUUUUGAUGUUUUUGUUGAAUCAAUGAAAAUAGUUAAAACUACAAAAGAUUCUGUUAAUUUAAAUCAGCUAAUUAAUGAGCGUCUGGCUUUUACUACUAAUUAUCGAGAGGAGGUCUCUAACCAAAAGAAAGUUUUGAUACUCGGUAGUGGUGGAUUAUCAAUAGGUCAAGCCGGUGAAUUUGAUUAUUCUGGUUCUCAAGCAAUUAAAGCUUUACGGGAGAUGGGGAUUAAAAGUAUUCUUAAUCCGAAUGUUGCUACUGUCCAAACUACGAAAGGAUUUGCAGAUCGUGCUUACUUUUUGCCUGUAACUAAAGAAUUUGUCACUGAGAUAAUUAAAAAAGAAAGACCGACAGGUCUUUUAUGCACUUUUGGUGGUCAAACCGCUCUCAAUUGCGCCAUUGAUCUAUUUCGCGAUGGAGUGUUGGAAGAAUUUAAUGUACGUGUUCUUGGAACUCCUAUAGGUUCUUUAAUUUUACUUCUUUAA
This is a messenger RNA of Meloidogyne enterolobii, 1580 nucleotides long. The record is from the annotation of a GenBank genome assembly. NCBI's taxonomy places the organism in Eukaryota, Metazoa, Nematoda, Chromadorea, Rhabditida, Meloidogynidae.